This is a messenger RNA of Hemicordylus capensis (graceful crag lizard), 3007 nucleotides long. It is a transcript of the gene UBE2F, whose product is annotated as ubiquitin conjugating enzyme E2 F (putative). The coding region runs from base 284 to 841 and encodes 185 amino acids. Gene Ontology annotation, biological process: protein neddylation. The transcript is spliced from 10 exons. NCBI's taxonomy places the organism in Eukaryota, Metazoa, Chordata, Lepidosauria, Squamata, Cordylidae. The record is from RefSeq and is a predicted model, not a curated record. Gene Ontology annotation, molecular function: NEDD8 transferase activity. Gene Ontology annotation, cellular component: nucleus.
CCAAUGAGGAGGAAGAAUAGGUUGCCUCUGUCGUCCCCCUUCCUCUUCUCCUCUUUCAGGAAGCAGGCGCGAUGAGGAGUCUUCAACUUGCCCCCUCCCUCCCUCCCUCGUCGCUUUCGUCAGGCAGCAGGCGCGAUAAACUGACGUCACCAAUAAUCCGGCAGUGAGUGGUGAUGGUGGGGGUUCUUCGGCUUCCCCCCUCCCUCCCCUCUUCCUCCGCUAAGCAGCCGGCGUGGUGGGGACGACGACAGUCGCGACGCUCAGUCAACUGAAGAGAGCAGUAAUGCUAACACUUGCCAGCAAACUGAAACGGGACGAUGGUGUUAAGGGGCCCCGUGCAUCCAACCCAGCUUCUGAUUCGACUCGAAGAGUGUCUGUUAGAGACAAACUGCUUGUUAAAGAAGUUGCGGAACUUGAAGUAAAUUUACCUUGUACAUGUGAAGUGAACUUUCCUGACCCAAAUAAACUCCAUUACUUUCACCUAACUGUAAACCCAGAUGAAGGUUAUUAUCAAAAUGGAACAUUUCAGUUUGAAAUUGAAGUUCCUGAUGCUUAUAAUAUGGUGCCUCCAAAAGUAAAAUGUUUGACUAGAAUCUGGCAUCCAAACAUCACUGAGACUGGAGAAAUUUGUCUAAGUUUAUUGAGAGAACACUCAAUUGAUGGCACUGGCUGGGCUCCAACUAGAACAUUAAAGGAUGUUGUUUGGGGAUUAAACUCUUUGUUUACUGAUCUCUUGAAUUUUGAUGAUCCUUUGAAUAUUGAAGCCGCAGAACACCAUUUGCGUGACAAGGAGGACUUCCGAAAUAAAGUUGAAGACUACAUUAAGCGCUAUGCAAGAUGAUGAAGGGGGAUGGAUGGCAGGACUCUGGAUGGUAUACCAUAAUGUUGACUUUAUAACUUGAUUUAAAAAACAAACAAACCUGGAAUGUAUUCAUCCUGUGUCCAUGUUGUUCCAAAGAAGAAAAACAAGCUUCAUAAUAGUCCAUGUGAAAUGGAAAGUUCGCCAUCAAUACAGCAAGAAAAUUGUGUAUGUUGGUUGAAAAAAAGUUUUGUUAAGAAUUUAGCAAUGUUUUCUUUUCUGAAACUGUACUGUAUAUCCAGAAUUGAGAUAUGCUUGAGAAGUUAAAAGAAAUCACUAUUAAGACUGUAUUUACACUUUUUAAAACUUUCGUCAUGACUAGUAACAAUGAUGGUAUGUUUACUAGAAAAUUGGCAAAUAAAUGUGUUUUCUGUAAGAACUAAGACACAAACAUUUGCCUUUGCUGGUAUUAAAAUAAGAACACAUCCUGCACCAAGCAAAGGUAAUUGCAUAAAGCCUGUUAGACCAAUUUAUUGAAGUUCAUCUUAAGUGUUUUACAAUUAUUGCUUUCAGUUCAUCUUUGGUCUACAGUGUUUUUGUUUGCAUUUAUUGUGGCAAGCACUUAGUAAAAUCAAGGCUUAUUUUAUAGCCUAUACAUAAAUGCAGUAUAAUUACUUGUAAAACAAAGUUUUACAUGCAGGUGCAAUGAAGGGGGAUUUUUAAAUACCACCUUUUUAACUUUUAGAUUCUGGUGUGGAACUGUUUCAGACUGUUAUGUAAUAAAGUAACAUGAAGUUUUGAGUAAUACCCAGAGCUCCAGAACCUAAUCCAUGAGAGCAACUUAAUGUGUGUUGCAGUCUUGUUAUAACACUCUUGGAACACCCUUUUAUGACAAAGGUUUGUAUGAAGAGUAGUUCUAAAAACUAUUUAGCUAGCUCUGUAUCAAAGAAUGUAUAUAUGAGACUGCAAAAUCCCUUUAGAAGGGGGCAAAGAUCCAUGUAUGUCAGGAACUAGUUCAAAGCAAAUGCCACACACACUGAUUGGAACCAAAGAACUGGGAGGAGAAAGAAAAUAUCUUCUAGCACUGUUCCAUAAGUUCUUGCACUAGUGCUUGCACAAGACUUCACACAGUGCUCUAAUAGGUAAGUGAGUAGCAGUUCUCAUAUUCUGCUUGUGCAAGAGGUUGCAUGAGUUCUUGCACAAGCAGAAGAGCAUCUCUGGUUUUAGUUUUUUUUGCUGUGGAGCAUUUUAGCAUGAAGAGUAAAUGAGGCCUCCCAUAAGUGGGAGGAAGAUACCUUUCACAUGCAGAAGAGCACCUUUGGAUCCAACACAUCUCGUGCUUAUUAACUUAUCCUAGUCCUGACAUAGUUGAAUCACAACUGAAGCCAAGGAUUGAUUCUAUAAUUGGCCUGGGAACCAGUAGAAAAAGGAAAAGAAGCAUAGUCGUCUAAAAUGAUUUCAUUUAAUGUUUAUGGGGAAGAAAUGAAAUGUCUGGUUUACCACAAUAAAUUACUACCAAGGCCAGAGAUAAACGCGUGUGUGUGUGUGGUUUCAUACAUACUGUGUGUGUAACAUUCCUGCUUUGACCUAUGCUGUGGAAGAAUUCAUUAGGGUCUCAUGGUAUUUGUCAUUGUACCAUUUUAAACUUUGAUAAUGAAAGUCUUGAAAUUAUACUAUUACGUUGAUCAAAUUGGACCUGUGCAACACAGUUGGAUGUACAGUGAAUGCAUUCCAGCCACUUUUAGUUCCUGUUGAUUUCAAUUCUCCCAUAACAAAGGGAAUUAAAAGGGUUUAACUUUGGCUGGAUUGUACCCAAUAUAUCAUAGAAAUUUGUUGCACAUAUCUAUGGUUCUGUAAACCUGCAAACUUCUUCUUUGUUCUACUCAGAGAAUGGCCUUCACUAGUUGCUUAUGUUGGCUGGCAGAGCUGGGUCUUUGGGUAAUUAUUAGGCACAUCUAUGUGUCUUUGAGACUAUAAAUGGAUUGCCCAGCUCUAGUGCAGUCUUUGUCCUAUGUUUGCCCCUUCCCCGCAGAACAAGUUUUAUAAAGUGUGUUUCCUUUAAACAAAAAAUCAGAACAGCAGGAAGAAAGCCACUUGCACGUUCAUCUGUGUAAUCAGUAAUAUAGCCUGAAGGACUGUUUUUCCCUUUAAAGUGUAUAAUGUGGAGAUAUAAAAUUUCUUCACUUCUGAUUAAAGUUAUUCACAAAG